AUGAAAGAAAAGUGGGAUUUUAAAACUUUUGAUUGUUUUAAAAACCCAGUAAUGUGCCUUUGGGCAUUUUGUGUGCCAUGCGGAGACUGCUGCAUGCAAUCUUGCAAUGCAAAAAUAACAGAGCCUGAAAAUCCUAAUGCAGGUUUAUAUGGCUUCUUGCUUCCAUGCUGUUUGGGAGUCUGCGGUGCAUCUUUUAAUAGAUACAAACUAAGACACAAAAUGAACAUUGAAGGAGCUCCUAUCAUGGAUUGCGUUUGUCAUUGUUGUUGUUCUCCUUGCUCAGUAAUACAAGAAUGGAUGCAUGUGAUGAAGCAUAAGAGAGGAGAUGAAAAAAUAACUAUAUUGAAUUUAAACACCAAAUAA
Molecule: messenger RNA, 363 nt
Organism: Blepharisma stoltei
Lineage: Eukaryota; Ciliophora; Heterotrichea; Heterotrichida; Blepharismidae
Source: the annotation of a GenBank genome assembly